Molecule: messenger RNA, 3863 nt
Organism: Larimichthys crocea (large yellow croaker)
Lineage: Eukaryota; Metazoa; Chordata; Actinopteri; Sciaenidae
Product: NUAK family SNF1-like kinase 1
Exons: 7
Coding region: 343-2445 (700 amino acids)
Biological process (GO): microtubule cytoskeleton organization; intracellular signal transduction; protein phosphorylation
Cellular component (GO): cytoplasm
Molecular function (GO): tau-protein kinase activity; ATP binding
Source: RefSeq, a predicted model, not a curated record
UAUGAGCCCUCGGAAAACCCAAAAUGAUCGCAAACGACUGUGACGCGUCGGGAUGUUGCUAUGAAAGCUGGCAGUGGAAUGAGGAGGCUCCACCCAUCGCUCCAGACCAUGUGGUUCCCAUCGCUCCUGUUGCUGUGUGAGAGGGGAGGAGAGCUCACAUGAAUCGGAUGGAUCGUCUGAAUGUGCUCAUUUUAAAACCAGUAGUCUAGUUUGCGGUAUUGAUAACGCUCUAUAUGGGCGACCUCUUCGGCUUUAGCAGCUUUUGCUCAGAACUUAAAGUCAUUUUGGGGUCCAGUCCCAGUGAAGACCGCUCCUGACAGGUGCGCAAAGUGCGCAGAGAGAAUGGGCAGACGGGAGGGAGACAGCAGAGGCGCAAUGAACACCAGGCAUCACUCCGAGCUCGGUUGUCUGCAGGACGCGGCAUCCAGCGGUCACCAUGCCGGUGAGGAGUCCCCGAGGCUGCACAGUCGUCGUCUCUACAACCCAGAGAGAAAUCCAGACUUGGAGCCGGUGGGCCGGGCACAGGACGCCACAGCGCCGAUGGAAGUGAAGAAGCACCAGCACAAACACAACUUGAAACACCGCUAUGAGGUGAUGGAGACUCUGGGGAAAGGCACCUAUGGCAAAGUGAAGAAGGCGGUGGAGAGAGCAAGCCGGAGGACGGUGGCGAUCAAGUCGAUCCGCAAGGAGCACAUCACUGACGACCUGGACAGAAUUCACAUCCAGAGAGAGAUCGAGAUCACCGCCUCGCUCAGGCACCCAAACAUCAUUCGCUUCCAUGAGGUGUUCGAGAGCCGGGAUAAGAUUGUGAUAGUGAUGGAGUACGCCAGCAGAGGAGAGCUGUACGAUUACAUCCAGGAGAGGAGAAGACUGCCAGAAACAGAAGCCAGAGGCAUCUUCAGACAAAUCACAUCUGCUGUCCACUACUGCCACAAGAAUGGCGUUGUGCAUCGAGACCUCAAGCUGGAGAACAUCCUAUUGGAUCAAGAUUUGAACGUAAAGCUGGCUGACUUCGGCCUUUCCAAUCAUUUCCAGAAGGGCACUCUGCUGCAGACCUACUGUGGAAGUCCGCUGUAUGCUGCCCCAGAGAUAGUGAAAGGACUGCCCUACCAGGGGCCAGAGGUGGACUGCUGGGCAUUGGGGGUGUUGCUGUAUGCCCUGGUUUACAGCAGUAUGCCAUUUGAUGGGGCCAGCCACACUACUCUCACAGAGCAGAUCAGCCAAGGACGCUACCGUAGACCCAACCCUCCCUCAGAUGCCUGCGCUCUUAUCGACUGGUUGUUGACAGUGCAUGUGGACGAGAGGGCUACGAUAGAGGACGUGGCCAACCACUGGUGGGUGAACUGGGGUUUUGAAGAGGGUGUGUGUGACUGCCCUUCAUCGCCACACCAAGAAUGCCCCUCCCCGCUGCUGGCUCGCUACAUCGACUGGCAAAAUCGGGUCGCGGCUACCAGCAACAUGACUGUUGACCCAGGAUGCCUAUCGUCAGACACUUCCUGUCCACCUACGCUAUCUCCCCACCCCUUUUACUUCAGCUUACCUCUGAAGAGUGACCGUGGAAGGGUACGCGGAGGAAUGUCAAGCCUCAGGAAGUCACGCAAAGAGAAUGCAAUUCCCCAGACUGCACUGGGAGCUUGUGGUGGUGUUUGUCCAACAGCUUCCUCCUCUGGCGUGAUUUCCGCCACUUCCACCACUGAAAGAAAGAAACCCAAAGGUAUUCUGAAACCCCAGAGGAGUUUUGACUCAGUCUUUCACAGCCCUCCUAAAGAAAACUCUCCUUCCCAACCAUGUAAUGCUGCUGUAAUGUAUGCUCGAUCACAUACACUCACCCAAGCGCAUGCUGAUGUCCUGUCCACCAGUCUGCCACCACCCUCUACGUUCAGUCAGCCCUCAUCCAAAAUGCCAAAGAAAGGGAUACUAAAGAACUUUUAUGUUGGGGAGUCGGGUUAUGGUUCAUCCUCAGAAAAAAGGGUGUCUGGAGCAGGAGUUAAAGAGAGUGAUGCAGCUGAUUUGAGCUCCCACAAACAGAACACUUGUCUCCCGGUGGCAGAGGACAGCCCCACCAUGCGCACAGAGGCAGUAAGAAGAAGGAAGGGUAUCCUGAAACGUAACGGCAAGUUCUCUCGCAGUCUGGAUCUUCCAGACGAUCACCACUUGUCUUCCUCCCCAGCCCCCACAAUAUUCCCAGAGGCCCUGCAGCAUCUCCUCCAGUCCACAGGAGGCACUGAGGGGCGCCACAGCCGGCCCUCCAGUGUGGUGAGCGAGGAUAGCCUAUUCUCUUCAGAUUCCUUUGACCUAUUGGAUCUCAGUGCCCAUUCACGUCGCAGGAUUUUCUCCCAGGGGAUGCAGAACAGCGCCUGCAGCUCAGAGGAGGACUUGGAGCAGCUGAGAAAUGAGGCCGACAGAGUUGGUGGAGACAGAGGACAGAAGGAAAUGCUAACAUAGGCCUAAGGACACAUAAUAGUGUGCUAAACACCAGAUCUUUAGUUGUCUUGUCUGUGAUAAUCACUGCCUGCCAUCUUGAAAGUUACAAGACACUACAGUAAGUAGCACCUAAAGGGGAUCCAGUUUCUGCCAACUUGGAGAGAUGGUACCUGAAUGUGGCAGAAUGGACAGCCUGUUUAACGAACUCAAUCUGACCUCGUCUGCACAAUACAUCCUCUUUUUAGAUUUCACAGAAGAAGAAACGUUCUUUGAAAAUCCGAGCCAGGGUGCUGUUGGUGACGUUAGCACUGCAGGUUUUUGUAAACCAUCUUGUGCCAUCUUGGAUAUUUGAGUCCCCUUAACAGGAUGUCAACAGUCACAAUAAACAAGACUCCAUGCACCCAUUUUGCACAUAAAAACCUGGUGGAACCACCAAAAAUAUAUUUUUUUUUUUUUUUUUUUUUUUUUUUUUUACAUAUAGCUAAGGUGGAAAAGUUGGCGUAUCAAAGUGCAAUGGAAACAGACUUGAUGAAUGAAUGCAUUAAGCGUAUGAGACGAAAACCUCAGAUGUGUGUGGAGCAAUGAGGAAACUGCAACAUGAAACAAACAUAAAUGCCACAUUUUCAUCAUCAUUUUCCACGAUUUGAGGUUUGACUGGCACUUGACUGAAGAAUUAGCUUUACCUACUGUUUAUCUUGACUCACCUCCUGAUAGCUGCCCAGAAGACGGAAUUUUCUGGAAAUUCAGUGAAAGUUUGCGCUACAUUCGGAUGGGAACCUGACUAGAAACAGCUCUAUUGUGAGGAUAAAUUCUGUCAAACUGAACUGUUGUGAAACACAAGAAAUAAAGUAGUACAUAAUACAUAACACUUUAUUUUAUCCUAUUUUAUGAACGCUAAAUAAACAUUUAAUGAAUUGUUUGUAAAAUUUAGUCGUAAGCAGAUGUAGUUGUGUUUAUUAAUGUACAGUAUUUGCCAACAAUUAUAACUUCUUUAAAGCAUAUUAAGUAUUCAUAUUAUUACAGCUGUUUCACUACAUUGUCAUAUUGUCAGCAUCCACUUAUAGAUGUUGUUAUUAAUAAGUACUUAUGUCUGCUUACAACUACUGCACAGUAUUUUAUGAACCAUUCGUCAAGUGUUUAUCUUCUGCCUAUACAUGCUAAACAGGAGACAUUAAAGUAAAGUGUUACUGUAUUUCACCACAUGUUAUUGACUUUAUAUGUAUUACACAGUAAUGUACUGUGCACAAUUUGCUCCUUUGCACCAACAGAGACAGUGUAAAUAGCAGAUGGACCACAUUGCUUUUUAACGUGACACCAAUGCUGCUGUGGACAUUUUAAAAAAGUGAUGUAUGCAGUAGAUGUAAUUUUCAUUAAAAUUUUCAUACUGUGAGAAAAUAAUUGUUAACUUUGUUCAAACAUUUCAUUCUUUUUUUUGGGGG